AUUCAACAACAACAACAACAAGCGUCAUCAUCACCAUAAGCAUUAACAUAAAAGAUCAGUUCUUCUUUUUUUCCCGAGAGAUAAAUUGAAUUUAAUCAGAAUAGAAUAAAAAGGAGGCAAGACAUUCAAUUCGCGUCGUGUCGUGUUUUUGGCAGUGUGUAAGUGAGCGCAAGCGCACACACAGGCAACGGUUUUGUUUGGUUUUGCUAUAUAAAAGUGUGCGUGUGAGAAAGUGUCAAAGUAUUAGUUUGAAUAUUAUUAUAUAUUCUUCAUUCAUCCAAAUCUGAGAUAUAUAUAAUCUGUCUACUAUUCAUUGAAUAGUCCGGCAAUGAGUAUAGAAAAAUAAACCAUAUUUCUCUCUAUCUCUCUCUCCCUUUCUCUCUCAAUUGCUAAGUGAUUUUGUUUAAUUGUGGGUGUGUGCGUGACAGUGUCAAAAUAAAGUAGCAGCACAAAUAAAAAAAAAUCUUCUCAAAAUCAAAUCAAAUUACAAUUAAUUUUCAUUCAAAUGAAGUGCCAAAGUGAACCGAAUAAAAAGCCUUAAAUGUCAUAAGUGAGAGAAUCAAAGAAACAAAAAACCCAACUUCGAAAAGAUCUCCAUUCCAACUAAAUUCGAAUAAAAUAAGAAAAAAAAUCUAAGAAACAAUAACAACAACUCAAAGUAAAACAAUUGUCUUCCUCCAAACUUAAUUAACUAAGAAGCCACUCAAAUUAUUGACUUUGCCGCUGUAGCCGUAGCCAUAGCCGUGGUCGUGUAAUUAAUUGUGAUUAUUAAAACGUCUAAUUAAUUUAGUUCUUGUGACUUGUGAAUAUCAUCAUUAUUAAGUGUAACAAAGAACACAAACAUAAAGCCGCCCCGCAACGAAAACUACAACCAUCGCCAAAAUGAGGGGAGAGGAAGUUGCCACGGAAACGGUUUAUAUACCGCCAGAAAAUUCCCGCUUUGCUGAGUUCUGUCAACGGCAUGGCAUCAAUCCAAAUUUGAUUAUGUUGAAAAUCACUCUCUUCGUUAUGUAUGGAGCUACUUCAUCAUUGCUGCCAUACCUGACCAUUCACAUGCAAUCGAUUGGCCUGACCGUGGAGGAAAUUGCCAUUAUUUAUUUGGCCCUGCCAUUUACGACAUUUUUAAGUCCACCCAUCACAGGAUUUCUCGUCGAUAAGUUUGGUAAAUACAAACCAGUUGUGGUCAUGAGUCUACUCCUGAAUGCGAUAUUCCAUCAUUCGUUGCUGUUCAUACCGCAACAGGAAAUACCGGGUGUUGUGCCAUCGGCGUUUGUGAUGCGUCAUCCUGAUAGUGGUGUCAUUGAGGUAUGGUGGUCACCCUGUCCCAGUCGUGAAUGCCCCGAGGAACAAGAACUUAAAUUGGCUGUAAGUCAAUGCACGGACUACUGUUUACUGCAGGAACCAGCCGCAUCAUCAAACUUAUUUAGCCCAUCACCAGAGUAUUAUACACCAUCAACGUCAACAUCAUGGCCUGAGUCGGUGCCCUCCACCGCCUCAUCUACAUCGCCGCCGCCCGUAUCGUCAUCCACGUUUGCUGCAUCGACAUCAACACAUAAAAGUUAUGUGUCAACAACUUCUAGGCCUCCACUGACGACGGAGGAUGAGUUGGAUGAUGAUUAUGGUUCUUCAACGACGACAGCUAAAACAAAAACAACAACAACAACAACGCCGGCAACAGUAAUGCCUCAGGACGUUGGUGGUGGUGGUGGCGGUAGUUCCACCACAAGUCGAAGUAUAUUCCAAGAUGUACUUAAUAUGUCAGCGACAAUGUUCCCGCCUGUAGUGACAUCUUUAUCCUCUAUGUCUAUGUUGGAACGUCAAGAUUGGAAUGAAUCCUCCGAUACCGACACCAAUUCAAGCAUUCCCACCCAUUUCAGUUGGGUACAUGCCAAUGCAACCGACUCAACAUUCUUCCUGUUACUGAUGCAUCCCGAUCUCGCUGCCCCCAUCGAACAAUUGGGCAUGGAAAUUGAACAGGACGAUAACGAAACAGUUACCGACUUCAAGCAACGUUUCGGCGAGAAACGCCUCUGGGAAAUGCAAAUCAAUGUCACCGAUUUGGAGGAAUUGGAUUUGCGUUGCGGUGGCAUUGCUCGACGCCACAACAUGUCACAUGUCUCGAAUGAAACGGUCAAUUGUAUGGUGCAACGGUGUACCUUCACGCUGAAUGCCCCGGAAAUAUGCCCACCCGAUUACAAGGAAACGGAUGGCACAAUAUUUUGGAUAUAUUUCAUGUUGAGAUUCCUCGCCACCACCAUGUUAUCGGCCGGUGUCACCAUCAUGGAUCCCAUUGCCCUGACAAUGAUUGAAAAGUACGGCGGAGAUUUUGGACGUGAGCGUUUGUUCUCCAGCAUUGGCAUGGCCAUAUUCUCACCCAUCACCGGUGUCAUGAUUGAUUACUAUUCGAGAGGUCUCGGCUAUACGGAUUAUUCGGCAGCUUUCUACACAUACGAUGUCUUAUUAAUUAUUUCAACAGUUUCGGUGCUGAUGAUGCCGCUGGGCGAAAAGCUGCCGGCCGACAAUGUCUUUAGGGAUUUGUGGAAUUUGUUAAAAAUGCCACAUGUGAUAACGUUUAUAUUCUUCCUGUUUAUCCUGGGCAACUUUUGGGGCUUCAUCGAAAGUUUUCUGUUUUUGUAUCUGAAGGAGUUGGGAGCACCGAAUUAUUUAUUGGGCAUUACCAUCACGGUGGGUACCGUCAGCAGUAUACCGUUCCUGUAUGGUGCCGAGAAAAUUACCCGAAUUUUCGGACAUGUUAAUUUGAUUAUUAUUGCUUUCUUUUCGCAUGCUGGUCGUUUGGUGGGCUAUUCCUUCAUCGAAAAUGCCUGGUGGUGUUUUCCUUUUGAGGCAAUGGAAGCCCUCUCGUGUCACUUGAUGUGGGUGGCAGCGGCCACAUACUGUUCCAUAUUGGCACCAAAAAGUCUACUGGCCACUUUGAUUGGAGUGCUGGGCAUGGCCCACUUCAGUUUGGGUCGUGGUAGUGGUUCCUUCACCGGUGGCCUGCUCAUCGGGCAGUUUGGUACACGUGACGCCUUCCGUUAUAUGGGUCUGUUGGCGGUGGUCGGUGGCAUUGCCUAUGGUAUUCUCCAUCUGGUUUGGCUGCGUAAAUUCGAUCACAAUAUGGACGAUACCGAAGACGAGGUGGAGGCGGCCGAAGCAGUUGAGGCAGGUGAAACGGAAAAAUUGACCGAGCCACCGACCAAGGAGCAGGGUACCUCCAUGUCAUUGGAACGUUUGAGUCUAAUGAUAAAAUACAAUCAAAUUGGCAGUUUAUCUUCAUUGCCGCGGGGCUCAAGGGGUGACAUCCACGACCAUUUAUCAAUACGUCGCAGCAGUUAUAAUGUCGAGUCAUUACGUGUGCCCAAGCACGGCAUCGGCAGUGCCUCCAAGGUUGACAUUCUACGCUCGGCACUGGAAAUAAAUCACAAAUCCUCAAAUAAUUCGGUGCUGAGCAAGGCCGACAACCGAACAUCGAAUCAAUCAUUGGGUCGCAAUCGUGCCGACAGUGCGCCCAAACUCAAUCACACCACAAUGAAGAAUAUCUCACAACCUGCCCUGGAGGCAGUCGUACUGGAGGGUGUAGAGUCAACAUUUUUUCCCAGUCGUAUGAAAAAAUAUCCCAGUGGUUUGUUAACUUCAAUACCGGCAGUGGAUUUGUCUGUCAUACCGAGCUCUAUGCUAAUGGAUCAAGACCAAGUACGUAUUCCUGAAGAAACCGAACUUAAUAACUCAAAAAUGACGGUCAACAGUGCUGCCAGUGGUAGCGGUGAUGAGCAGCAACAGCAGCAGGCCAACAGCAAUCCAAAGCAAGCAAACGGCAAUGGCAAGAGUAUAGCAGGAGGACACGAUGAUCCAACGAAUGACAGAGAUGAUGCUACAUGAUUUUUUGGGCAAUGCCUCUGUUCUGUUGACAAAUUAAGACACCCACACUCAUAGACAUGUCCCCCAAACCAAAACCCAACGUAAAAACACACGCACACAUACACCAAACUAACAACACAUACAGAUACCGAGAGACACACACUGAGAGACCGACACAUAUGCUUAGUCGAAAAAAUAUGAUGAAGAUAAACAAAUGAAUGGAGGAUACUGGAUGAUGGAUGGAUGGCAGGAUGCAUGAAAUAUACUGAAGUUUUACGGUUGGUUAGAAAACAAACGAGUGAUAUUAAGACAACAACAGCAGCACAACAACAAACAAAGAAUGCUACAUCAUUGAGCGAACGAAGAGAUAUGUUUAUGAAGAAAUGUCAACUUUUCCCCACCCCUCUACACAAACACACACACCAACAAACUUUUAUGUUUUUUGAUAAAUAGUCUUUAAAUAAAUUAUUCAUAAUUAUUAUAUUUUUAAAGCAACAAAAAAAGAAAACAAACAACACCAAGAAUAAAAAAUUGUGAAAUUUAUAUCUUAAAUUAAUGCAAUUUAGGGAGAAGGAUGCUUAGAAGCCAAUAAAGAAAAAAAAAAAAAAACAAUAA
Molecule: messenger RNA, 4473 nt
Organism: Musca domestica (house fly)
Lineage: Eukaryota; Metazoa; Arthropoda; Insecta; Diptera; Muscidae
Exons: 12
Coding region: 883-3879 (998 amino acids)
Cellular component (GO): membrane
Source: RefSeq, a predicted model, not a curated record